UCUGUAUUUACUGUCAAUGGCUUUCGGGACUUAUUUUAUUUGAAUGUCUGGGCAAUAUAAGUGACCAAUAAUGGAUAUUCUAUGGAUAUUAUGGACCAUACCGGCCGUAAUAGCUGUUGAAGAGACGCUCAUGGACUCAACUACAGCCACAGCAGAGCUCGGCUGGACGGUCUACCCCGUGUCAGGGUCCAGUGACAACAGCUGGGAGGAGGUGAGCGGUUAUGAUGAAAACAUGAACACCAUUCGGACGUACCAGGUCUGCAAUGUUUUUGACAACAACCAGAACAACUGGGUACGGACAAAGUACAUCCGGCGCCGUGGUGCUCAGAGGAUCCACGUGGAAAUGAAGUUCUCAGUGAGGGACUGCAGUAGUAUUCCUAACGUGCCAGGCUCCUGUAAAGAGACGUUUAACCUUUAUUACUAUGAAUCUGAUGCCGACACGGCCACAAGGAACUCACCAGCUUGGAUGGAGAACCCGUGGAUCAAAGUGGACACCAUCGCUGCUGAUGAAAGCUUCUCUCAGGUGGACCUCGGAGGCAGGGUGAUGAAAAUCAACACUGAGGUUCGAAGCUUUGGCCCGGUGUCACGAAACGGCUUCUACUUGGCCUUCCAGGACUACGGCGGCUGCAUGUCGCUUAUCGCCGUUCGUGUAUUCUACAGGAAGUGUGCUCGUAUCAUCACGAACGGGGCGCUGUUCCAGGAGACACUCUCAGGAGCAGAGAGCACCUCUCUGGUGGCAGCGAGAGGUGUUUGCAUCCCUAACGCAGAGGAGGUGGAUGUGCCUAUUAAGCUGUACUGCAAUGGAGACGGCGAAUGGAUGGUACCCAUCGGACGCUGCAUGUGCAAGGCCGGUUACGAGGCUGUGGAGAACGGGACUGUUUGCCGAGCUUGUCCCUCUGGCUUCUUCAAGCCAACACAAGGAGAUGAAGCCUGCAUGCAGUGUCCCAUCAACAGCCGCACCACCAGCGAGGGCGCCAUCAACUGUGUUUGCCGGAAUGGAUACUACCGCACUGACUCAGAUCCUCUCCAGAUGCCGUGCACAACCGUGCCUUCAGCUCCUCAGACCGUCAUCUCCAGCGUGAAUGAAACCUCUGUCAUGCUGGAGUGGAUGCCUCCCCGGGAUUCAGGUGGGCGCGAGGACGUGGUCUUCAAUAUCAUCUGUAAGAGCUGCGGCGGGGGCCGGGGAGGCUGCACCCGCUGUGGGGACAACGUUCAGUUUCAGCCCCGUCAGCUGGGCCUGACAGAAACCCGGGUCUACAUUAGCGACCUCCUGGCCCACACGCAGUACACGUUCGAGGUGCAGGCUGUCAACGGGGUGUCAGAUCAGAGCCCGUACUCCCCUCAGUACUCCUCAGUCAACAUUACCACUAACCAGGCUGCUCCAUCGACUGUUUCCAUAAUGCACCAGGUCAGCCGUACUGUGGACAGCAUCACGUUGUCCUGGUCCCAGCCCGACCAGCCUAAUGGAGUCAUCCUGGACUAUGAGCUGCAGUAUUAUGAGAAGGACCAGCCAGAAAUCAAUGCUACCACCAUCAGGAGCCAGACCAACACGGUGGUCAUCCGUGGCCUCAAACCCGGCAGCAUCUAUGUGUUCCAGGUCCGGGCCCGCACCGUCGCCGGGUUUGGACGCUACAGCGGCAAACUGUACUUCCAGACCAUGACUGAGGAGGAAUACAACACCAGCAUUCAGGAGAAGCUACCUCUCAUUAUUGGCUCGGCAGCUGCUGGCUUGGUCUUCCUCAUCGCUGUGGUCGUCAUCAUCAUCGUCUGUAACCGGAGGCGUGGCUUCGACAGGGCCGACUCCGAAUACACCGACAAACUGCAGCACUACACCAGCGGCCACAUGACUCCAGGAAUGAAGAUCUAUAUUGAUCCGUUCACAUAUGAGGACCCCAAUGAGGCAGUGAGGGAGUUCGCUAAGGAGAUUGAUAUAUCCUGUGUGAAGAUUGAGCAGGUCAUUGGUGCAGGAGAGUUUGGAGAGGUGUGCAGUGGUAACCUGAAGCUUCCUGGGAAAAGGGAGAUGUUUGUGGCCAUAAAAACUCUGAAGUCCGGCUACACAGAAAAGCAAAGACGGGACUUCCUCAGUGAGGCGAGCAUCAUGGGACAGUUUGACCAUCCUAAUGUCAUCCAUCUGGAGGGCGUGGUCACUAAGAGCAGCCCGGUCAUGAUCGUCACCGAGUUCAUGGAGAAUGGAUCUCUGGACUCCUUCCUCAGACAAAAUGACGGUCAGUUCACUGUGAUCCAGCUGGUCGGUAUGCUGCGUGGCAUCGCCUCAGGCAUGAAAUACCUGGCUGACAUGAACUACGUUCACCGUGACCUCGCUGCCCGAAACAUCUUGGUCAACAGCAACCUGGUGUGUAAGGUGUCCGACUUUGGGCUGUCACGGUUCCUGGAGGACGAUACGUCAGACCCCACAUACACCAGUGCUCUGGGAGGGAAGAUUCCUAUCCGAUGGACUGCUCCCGAGGCCAUCCAGUACAGGAAGUUCACCUCGGCUAGUGAUGUGUGGAGCUACGGGAUCGUCAUGUGGGAAGUCAUGUCCUACGGAGAGCGGCCGUACUGGGACAUGACCAAUCAGGAUGUCAUCAACGCCAUAGAGCAGGACUACCGGCUGCCCCCUCCCAUGGACUGUCCCAGCGCGCUUCACCAGCUCAUGCUGGACUGCUGGCAGAAGGACCGCAACAACCGGCCCAAGUUCAGCCAGAUCGUCAACAACCUGGACAAGAUGAUCCGCAAUCCCAACACGCUGAAGGCCAUGACCCCGCUGUCUUCAGGUGUUCACCUCCCCCUACUGGACCGCAGCAUCCCCGACUUCUCCAGCUUCAGCACCGUGGACGAGUGGCUGGAUGCAAUCAAGAUGGGCCAGUACAAAGACAACUUUGCUAAUGCUGACUUCUCUACAUUUGACGUGGUCUCCCAAAUGACCAUGGAUGACAUCCUGAGGGUGGGAGUGACGUUAGCGGGCCAUCAAAAGAAGAUCCUGAACAGCGUCCAGAUGAUGCGGGCACAGAUGAACCAGAUCACGUCUGUGGAGGUCUGACCCUCCGAGCAGAGCAGAGGGGGGGUUCAAAAAAAAAAAAAGGGGGCGGUUAGGGAUGCAGGGUUCUGGGUGUGGAGGAUGGAGUGGAUGUUUUUUUUCGCAGUUACAGUGUGUCUGGUCUUCCCUCCAGACUACCAUUCAUCCCACGUUCCCCCUCCCCACCUCCCUCUCUCCUCCUCUUGUCCCUUCACCCUGACUCUCCCUCCAUCCUCUGGAUCAGCUGUGAGGAAGCAGAAGUCCGUAUGAUGGGAUACCACAGCCGACCCACCUCUGGAGCUAGAAACACGGGAGGUUAGAAGUGACCAGCAACACAUUCUUCAAUCUUCCACCAAUUUUUCAUUUAAUGUUGGACUUUUUAUUUUUAUUUUUGGUUUGUUUGUUCUGAUAAUUUUGUAAAGAAUUUUCUAAAGACGUAAAAAAAGAAAAACUGAGAAAAGGCAAGGAGUUUAUCUAAAUUUAUAGAUGAUUAUAAGGUUGUAAACUAGACGGACUGAGCAGGAAAGCUACCCUUUAAAAGGGCGACAAAAAAGAAACAAGGAAGAGAAGGCCAUCCUCGACACGUCGUGGAUAUCGUCUCUACUGGACGUGCAGAGGAAACACAGAGUGCAGAGGAAACCGAAGGACAGGACAUGCACUCCAAUCUGAAAGAAAAUAAAUUUAAAAACCAUUAAAUGGACUUUUUUGGCAUAGACUGAUGUCAAAAACAUUUAGAGUGACAAUUCUCACAGUGAAAUCCAGAAAAUUUUUCAUCAUUGCAAGCAAUUUUCUAUAUUGUGUGAAUUUUUGUGAUGAAAAUUCCGUCUCACCAUGCUUCCUCUCACUUUGGACAAGUUUGUUUUUAAUUUUUCCUUUCCACCAUCACAUCUUGCCAAGUAGAAAUCUUCCUGUUUUACACCCAGAUCAUGAUCCUGUACUGUACAUAUCAGACGCAGCUGACCUGCCACAGUGCAAAGACUCCAAGCAGUUUUCAAUCAAGAGAAGAAGAAGAAGUGAUGACAGGGAGGAUGAAGUUGCUGUUACCUUUAGUUUCUUUACUUAUUUUGUGAAAACAAACUUAUGUGGAAAAAAAAACAACCUUCUCCAUAGACUGACACCAAAAGAAACAGGUUCUACUGUUUACAUCAACAUUCAUCCGGUACGUCCUCAUCCUCCUUCAUGUUGUGCACAUGCUGCACGUGCACGGAGAGCAGCAGUGGCUCCCGAAGCAUCGGGACGUGUGUUUGUUAGCAUGCCGAGUGAGUGCUUAAUUUCACAGUGCUUUGAUUUGCUGCAAUUACUGCGACUCUGUUUGGUGAGAGCUUGGAUUUGACACACUUUACCGAGUAUAAUGUGGCUGCAUUAUAUUCACCCUUUCUUCUUCUUCCAGCUUUUUUCUUUUUGAAGAUUUUAUGUUGAAAGUAUUGAAGUUUUGAUACCACACACUUACACAGUCACACAUAGACUCUACAAUCAGGCAUUUGUUCAUGAAAAAAGAAUGCAAUGUGUUAUAUUUUAGCAAUUUCUGUAUGGAUGUUAUUGAAAUCUUAUUGUUACCACUUUUAUUUUUUUUUCUGCACUGAGUCAAAUGUUUGACUCCAAAAGACCCUCUGGAUCUUCCAUCAAUGCUUAGAAAUUUAUUUGACAACAUGAUACAUGUUGGUGCAUAAAACCAUGUAGAUAAACCAAUCAGGUUUAGUUUAAUUUAGCAGACAGUAAAUGCUUUUAUUGUCUGGAUUUCUGUAAACAAGAUCUGUCCUUCAGUCAGUACGUUUACAUGCACAGUUAAGUCGAGCUAUGCUAACAGCUCAAUUAGUAUUUUAACUGGACUACUGUCCAUAUCCCACUGUACAAAUGUUUUAUUGACAGAGGAAUGUCUAACUCUGAUAAGUGGUGCUAAGCUUCUUUCAGUGAGUCACCAUUGGACCUAUUCCUGGUUGGUGUUGCUGCAAAGUUAGCAAGCCGCUAACCAUUUGUACUGCAAGUUUCUCCAUCCAUUGCUCAGUCCCAGUAGAAAGUAUUUUUUAUUUGGAACUCAGCUUCUAUAUUUGUGCAAGGCAAACAGCUUCAUCUGGCAUGAUUUCUUCCAUGUAACAAGCUAUUUUCAACUUUAUAGUCUCAAAAAAUCAAAGUUUUGUUCUUGUAAAGUUACAACUUCUUAAAUGCAGUAAUUCUAGGUUUAAUUUCUUAUGAGCGUAUGACUUUAUUUUCUCAAAAGUUGGAUUUUUUUUUAAAAAUACAGAUCCUUUUUAUUUAUGAUUUCUUAAAAUAGAUUUUUAGAGUGGCCCUAAUAUGCCUUUGUACUUUACCCUGCUUGUUGUGCAUUGCAAGUGGCUGCUCAAUGUUCAGGUUGUGCUGGAAUACAAUAUGACUCAGACCAGACCAGUGGGGAUUAGUCCCACUUUUUAACUGCUUUUCUCCCUUGUUAAGUCAUAACUGUGCAUUUGAGGAAAACUGGGAGUAUGCUGUUAAAAAAGUAAACCUCAUAGAGUGCCAGUCUGAUUGAAAAAUGCCCAGAGUGAGUACUAGUAGCAUGUGGAGAAAGUUAGAAUUUUAGAUUUUAAACAUUUUUGAUAGUUAUGAUUCCAGGUCAGUGUGUUGUUUUCUGCUGAAUAGGCCAAGUUUAUGAUCCAGAUGCUAAUGAUAGUGCGUUGAUUCUGGCUAAAAUCAUAUCACAGUAAAUCACAGUAAAUGCUACACUUUCAGAGUCUCAACCGCAGUACUUGUGUGAAGCAUACAGCUUCAUUUUGUAUAAUUUUCUAUCAUGCAAUAGGCUAUUUUUAACUUAAUAAUCCCAGAAUUUCAAAGUUGUGGUUCUUGCAUCUCACAACUUUUUAAACUUAAGACUUCUUUGUGUAGUGUCACGUAAAUUUCUGACUUUACUAUCUCAACCACAUCCUCUUAAUAUUUUUAAUAUUCAGAGUGUCCCUAAUACGCCAUGGUAAUGAUGCGACCAAUGUGCCAGUAAAGGGCUAAGGCGUACAGCAUCAUAACCAUCCACUGUCAGACAGUGUACUGAAACCGCAGUAUUAAAAAUUCUCCCAGGUCAAUGUGCUUUGCAAGUAGCUGAAAUGCUGCUCAUGAUGCGGUGGAAUACAUUAGGACAAAGACCAGUUAUGCGUCAUUAGCGCCACUUUUUAACCGCUUUUCUCCUUUGUUAAGUCAUAACUAAAAGAAAAGGAGGAGUACUAUGUUACAUAAAUAAACUUUGUUGAGUGCAGGGUUUAGUAAAACUCUCCUCUGUCCGGUCAAGUGGCAGGCCGAGGAGGGCAAGAAUACUCCAUGGCUGUUUGCCUCACAACGAUUAACACAGGUGUAGAGCUCAACUACCGUAUUGUAGCUAGUAUAUGUGCAAACUCCAAACAAGUAGAGUGACACAACUGCAAAGAAACUGCACGGUGUGGACUUGUGGACUGGAAAUCAACACACAGUGUAACCCCUUUUAACCUUUGGAAAAUAGACAGAUUGAAGCUUAUGUACAGGGAUGCCUAUAUUCUGGAUAUUACAGUACCUACAUUUUCCAGACCAUUUGUAGGCCAUUCUGGGAUAUUUCCCAUGGAGUUUGCUCUGGAAAAUCUCAAUUUAAAGGUCAUCUUAUUCCUUUAAUCCAGCAAGAAUCAGGGAACCCUACUCUAGUACAUGAAUGCACAAAACAUAGGGACAGGGCCAGGUAGCAGGGGUGAUAUGGGACUGAACCUACAUAAUAUUUUAGCUUGCCUCUUUGCACGUUUUAUGUUUUAAGCAGCAUCCACUUGGGACAACGGACAGAGAUUAGCCAUCAGCUAAAGUGUGGGGUAUCUACACUGUCUAGUCUUGCACUAGUAUCAUUCAUUAAUGCACUGUUCCUCUACAAAUGAACAUUAUUAGUAUUGUUUUUUCUGACUGCAUGUAAGCGUACUGACUGUUGGUGUGCUGGUGGGUAUGCAGGUGUAAUGGUUGUGGGGGGAAACAUGGUGUUUGUAGCAUUGCAGUGAUUCCCUGGAGAUGGUGGGUUUAUGUACACAGGCGUUAAAUGAUACCAGCAGAGCAGAGCACCCAGACCUGACAGGCAGACACGGACGUCCAGCUGUGAGCCAUGGCUAAGAUGUGUCCGGUCACAGCGGGGCGGCUGCACCCCCGAUCACAGCCGCUCUGUCCGGGCCGCCGCCUUCCUCUCUCUCCCCUUGAUCACAAACACACAUGCCUGUCCGGCACCUGUCUGCCGCUCUCACUGAUCUCACCACUGUCGGACUGCUGCAGUUGUCUGCCUUCGUCUCGGCGAGUUUCAAAGCAUCAGCAGCAGCAGCAGCAGGCGAGCUGACACUCAUCGCUGCAGCAGUUGUGUCUUGUCUUGGAGAGGAUUCCUCCAGACCGGACAAUGCUGAGCCAAAUCCUCACAGUUUCUGUGGCUAAAAAGAGUCAGUUCCAGCCUACUUUCAUUAUCCCUUCCUGUCCAGAGAAUUCAAAGCCAGAGAUGGAGAGAUUUUUCUUCUUUUUCUGCUCCAUAAUCCCUCCUUGGUUAUUUUCAUCUGCACUGACACAUCAGAAAGAAUUUUUAUAACGUAUGAGGCUUGAAUCGUGAGCUGUUAGUCAUCGCUGAGAGACGAACGAGGAGCGACUCUGUGACCUAAAUGCCGCUGAUGCCAACGCGCAGUUUGCUUUUUCAACUAAGCUCUUCACUGUCUUCCCUUUUCCAUUUCUUAAUACUUAACAGCUCAUCAGUUUUAUGUCUUAUGUGAGGCUGAGGCUGUACCUCUCGUCACGGCGCUGGGAAUACUCCUUCGUCAGGAAAAACACUUAAAGAAAUUAAUCUAAAGUAUACACAGGGAAGGUGGGUUUCUGCUCCGGCCCCAUUAAAGCUCGUUCAGAUGCUUGUCCACGGGCGCUGCCAAGACUUUGAGUUAUUAAUCGGGCAGUUAUCCUUGAACUCAGAUACAAGGAAGUACCUAAAACUGGGUGGGCGGACACUCUUAGAAGUUGAUUUUUUGUGCUCUCAUGCAGUGAGGAGAUUCUUUUUUUUUAGUUUGUUGUUUUUUUUUUAUUUCUUUUGAAGGCGUUUUUGAUCGAAUCUGGAGGGUUUGAAGCACUGCAUGAAGUAUUUAUUUAUCUCAUGGAGGCAUAUUGAAGUUGAAGCCAAGCGGUUACAACAAGAGAAGAAUUUGACGCACUUAUGUCAAGUGGUUCUGACUCACUUUAGAACAAAAGACAGGCUGCUCUCUGUACACUGAAGCCAAGCCUGGAAAAAGAGCCCUGUUGUCGAAAUACAUGACAGUAGAAAAAUGUAUAGAAUUCAAGUUAAUUAUUCAUCAGCUUUUAAUGUUGGGAAGAUAUGCAGUAAAUAUUCUUUUAUCAGCCUGGAAAUUUAAGUUUAAGUGAAAGAUCGGAUCGUCAGUAUUUGGUAAACUGCUUUUAAGAGAGAUCACAUGUAGCUGACAGUGCAUUUGUAUUUGAAUGUUUCACCGCUACAGUUGUUUUACAGAUGACCAAUGUUUAACUCUGCAGCCUAUUAACACAAAUGACUUUUACAGCUCUUUAUUAUACAAAGAAUAGUGGAGUUUCCAUCCACCAGUUUUUAGUAUAUUCAGAUAUGACUUUAAAAAAGUGCUUGGAAAAGCAGUUAAAUUGGAAAAAUGGACUCAAAAUCACCCAAAAAAAAAGUUUUUAAACUCGGAGUAGGUGGAAAAGUUGGUCCAUCAAUUACAGCAGGGGUGUCCUAACUUUUUACACUGAAGGCCAGAUACAGAAAAAUGCUCAAGACGACUAGGCUGCUUUGCUAUGCUUCACCUUUUGUGUAUUAAAACUGGUAAAAACAAUCCAGUUUAGGUUAACAUUUGCUAAGUGACUUAAUAUGUAUAUAGCUUUCAUCAGAGCUUUCGAUUAAUGGCGGACAAGGCAAAUAGCCAAUCAUUGCAAAGGAUUUUAGGGUGGCCUGUCAGAUUUAAGGGGAGGUCCCUGUCAGUCCUGGCUCCACCCCUAUAGUGAAUGACGCUCCAUGCAGCAUGGAGGGAAUCUGCUAAGCAGGCCUUGAGAUGGAGCAGACAGCAGAGUAAAUAAGCAUCAAUCGUGUUUUUUGCUUUGAUAAUCCUUUCGUCCUUUCUCUUCAGGGAGUUAAAAAUUGUGAUACUGUUAUUUUGGUUGUCAAUUUGUCACAAUUAUGUUGUUAUAAAAAAAAAGCACAUCAACCAGACUUAUCAGAAUGUUUUUUAAAGAACUAACAUGGCAGCACAACAGUGAUCAUGCACUCCAUAUACUAACCUAGGCCAUAUUUUUUCAUUCUUUGUUCUAAAAAAAAUAUUAUUUUGUGGCCUUUGCCGUCAGUAGAUAAGGCAGGAAAGUGAGUGAAGACAUGAACCUUGACUGGAAGUUGAUCUAGCAACCAGUGCAUCGAGGACCAUAGCCUCAGUAAAUUGGGGGCCUGCUCCACCAACUAACACAGGCCACUUUUAAUAUUAUUAUCUUCAGACUUUGUUUUUAGACUACAGGCUAUAUUUUGUCUAUAGAUUGGACAUUUCUGGAUUAAAGGAAAGUUUGCCUUUUUGCAUUAGAAACACAUUUGCUAAAUAAUAAAUGAUAUCUCUGGAUUAAUAUUCUUAAUAAAGCAGGUGUUCCUAGACGUCUUUAGGUACACAUAGGUUAAGAAUAAGUUGAUCAAACGUCUCAGUUUCCACAACUUAAACCCUCCUUCCUAAUGUUUCUCUUCUCACUGGCCUCCCAAGAUUCUUCCUCCUACUAGUUUUCUUCCUAAGAUGCACGAUUUUGGAUUUUUGCCAAUGCAAUAUCCAUCCAUCCAUUUUCUAUGCCGCUUAUCCCAUUGGGGUCACGGGGGCGCUGGAGCCUAUCCCAGCUGUCAUUGGGUGAA
Cheilinus undulatus (humphead wrasse) is the source of this 9854-nucleotide messenger RNA. RefSeq names its product eph receptor B2b (gene ephb2b). Bases 71 to 3040 code for a protein of 989 amino acids. Gene Ontology annotation, molecular function: ATP binding; transmembrane-ephrin receptor activity; protein binding. The transcript is spliced from 16 exons. The record is from RefSeq and is a predicted model, not a curated record. Lineage: Eukaryota; Metazoa; Chordata; Actinopteri; Labriformes; Labridae. Gene Ontology annotation, biological process: protein phosphorylation; cell surface receptor protein tyrosine kinase signaling pathway; central nervous system projection neuron axonogenesis. Gene Ontology annotation, cellular component: neuron projection; plasma membrane.